This is a messenger RNA of Trichophyton rubrum CBS 118892, 1643 nucleotides long. RefSeq lists its product as uncharacterized. The record is from RefSeq and is a predicted model, not a curated record. The transcript has 2 exons. Gene Ontology annotation, cellular component: nucleus. Gene Ontology annotation, molecular function: ribonuclease III activity; double-stranded RNA binding. Lineage: Eukaryota; Fungi; Ascomycota; Eurotiomycetes; Onygenales; Arthrodermataceae. Gene Ontology annotation, biological process: rRNA processing; regulation of gene expression; primary miRNA processing. The coding region runs from base 1 to 1200 and encodes 399 amino acids.
AUGGGAACUAAACGGAUAUCGGAAGCUGAGAGCUCUCAGAACAGUUCCCAGAAUUCUAAACGCAUAAAAAAGGAAAAGAGAGGACCUCAAGAGAAAAAAUCCAGCGAAACAAGAACGAAUGACCGUCCUGCAGACAAGAUACCAAUCCAGUUUCAGCUUAUACAACUCCAAAAAAUUACCCAAAAUUUACUCGCUCAAUCAGAUAAUAUCGAAAGUAUAGAAAAAGAGAAUGCGAAGGACCUCAUAAAAGGAUUAAAACGCAUCAAUAAGGCGUUCGAGAAUUCAGAAAAUACGUCAUUAAAUUAUACCAAGCAGCUACCACUCCCAUCUAUACCGAGUGGUUUACCGUCACCAGCAGGCACACGUUGCGAUGGCAAAUUACCUCUACUACCUCCUAUCGGGGAUGAAUCCUUGAAAACAGCUGUAUUUACCCACACUGGCAUCAUGGAGCGAGGACCAAUAUCCACUCAAACCUCAGAGAAGACAUAUGACAGACUAGAAGUACUAGGAGAUGCAUACAUCGAACUCAUCUCGACUAGGUUAAUAUGGGAAAAUUUCCCUACCUUGCCUGCUGGGAAAAUCGCACAAGCUCGAGAAACUAUGGUGAAAAACGAAACUCUAGCUGAAUACGCAGUAGCAUAUGGCUUUGAUCAGCUACUAAAGACCAGUUCGGAUAUAAAAAGCGUCCCAAAACGAUGGACAAAAGUAAUGGGGGAUGUCUUUGAGGCCUAUGUUGCCGCUGCCAUUAUAGCUGACCCCAAGGGUGGGCUUCGGGCAGUAGAAAGCUGGCUAACUCAACUAUGGCUGCCAAAGCUUGCGGAGGUGAAGGUUCCUUUGGCAUCAGUGACACUAGCGCAAGGCAGCAAAGCUUCUUUCAAAGACAAGCUUGCCGCCACGGUCAUGAGCAGAGGAAUAAAGCUGCAGUAUCUUGAGGAGAAACCACGCCAGCGCGAGGGUGGAUUGGUUACUUCUUUUAUUGGAGCUUACCUCACUGGAUGGGGCUAUGAAAAGAAGCUCCUCGGGUCCGGAAGCGGUUUGAGCAAGUCGGAGGCAGGAAAUGAAGCGGCACUUAAUGCCUUGAACAAUAAGCCUCUAAUUGACCAGAUCGCUGCAAAGAAGCGAGAAUACGACCAGAAGAUGGCAGCUCAGAAGGCCGCCGCCGCCGCAGCAGCAGCGUCAAGUGCAGCAGAGACAAGCUAACAUGUCUGCAUGCGCCAAUGACCAGAGAUAUGAUGGCCCACGGGUAUCCAAAGUCCUCCUUGCCUCUAUGUAAGAAUGUCCAUGGAAGUUCGAUAGCUGAAUGAGCUGUGUACAAACUUGAAUUAUUGCAUCUCUCCGCCAGGGUCUCGUCCCCGUACGUACAGUUUUCAGCGUGAUAACCCAAGGAUCCUCAGCUAUGAAUACACAAACCGCAAGUAUCGUUAUUACUACUAGAUGUCGGAAUUUGCACACAUAUUUCUAAACAAAAUAAAAAUCUCCCUAAGUGCGGUAUCUAGCAAGGUGCUCCUUUGAUGGCCGGCCUCCGGAGAGCCGUCCGCUACGAAUUACAUCCGCAAUCUGAACAACAAUACUACCUAUCAGCCAUAACUUGCAUGAUGCCAUCCCCCUAGGACGGGGAGAAGAGGCUGAAUGUAUAAAAAUAG